AUUAUAAUCAUAAUUUAUAACUGAUAUUCUAAUCAAAUACACACUUUACAACAUUACUAUUUAUAAGGGAAGUUGAUUUGAUUAGGAAAAGGAACACGAAUGGUGAUUAAUCAAUUGUUGCCAUGGUAACACUCGCUCUGUGAAGUUUGUUGACAAAGAUAAAACAAUGUUUAGUUUCAAACACUUUCAAUGCUUUACACAUUACAAUAUCUCAUUAAUCUUAGGAUCUUUUGUGAGAUUUGUGAACCAUGGAAUCUGCAGACCUAUUGGCACGUGAAAAUGAGUUCAAAAAGCUCAAUAAACAAUUGGAAAAAAAGACAGAAACACUAAUGAAAGAAAUAGAAGAAGUUAUGCAAAAGCCAGACAUAUUCUCUGACUUUACACGCAAUCUAAGCGGAACUCCUGUACAUGUGAAUACAAGAAGACAUAGCUGUGAUACACCUAAAUUAACUGAGAAGAAUUUCAAGCCAGCUGCGAAGGCCAAGAAGGCAGUGGAGGUGGAAAAGGCCGAAAGCGCAGAUGACACGGGCCUUCAGAAAUGUUCUAGAAACGUCUGCGAUUGGUGUAGCAUUCGCAGUAACAAGAAUGAUGAUUAUGAGUUCCUGUGUGCCUUUGUGUCUGUUAGUGUUAAGGAUAAUGUGUUGCCAAAGUCAUUUCUUAAAGAUAAAAUUACCACAGAGAAAGUAUGCAAGUUCUUAGCAGCAAGAGUGAAGUUAAUGCAGGAGCAGAUAGACAAACUUCAGUCUACCAUAGACAAGAUGGCCAAGAGUUGCGACAACCACAUGUCACAUUUCACUGAUUUGGAGACGGAGAGGCUGUCACUUAUCAACAAGGCGAACAGUCUGAAAUCAGAGACAUCUGACGUUAAGGCGAAGUAUGCUGUACUACAGAAUAAAUUGAAUGAGAAGGAGCGCAUGUACAAAGAACAGCGUAGCACCACGGACAGGCUGACAAACGAGCUUAAGAUCGUCAAGUCAAGGAACGUCAGUGUGGAGGCGAGGUGUGCGGCGCAGGACGAAACUAUUGCAACGUUGAAACAACAACUGGAGAGCGCUAAGACGUCCGAGAAGGAAUUUCGCGAUGCUACCCGAAACCUGUCGACAUCACACGAAACCGCCAUCUGCCGGCUGGAAUGUAAAGUAAAGAAUCUAAACAAACGCAUAGAGAAACAGACAGCGCUCAUAGACAACCUCAAGCGGCAAAACGCUUUGCUGGCCACAGACGCUGCGAUGAAGAUGAUAGAUAUAAAAUAUUCGGAUUUUUUAAAUUCCGAUUUUUAGUACAUAUUUUUUUAAA
Molecule: messenger RNA, 1296 nt
Organism: Leptidea sinapis
Lineage: Eukaryota; Metazoa; Arthropoda; Insecta; Lepidoptera; Pieridae
Product: testis-expressed protein 9-like
Exons: 6
Coding region: 249-1280 (343 amino acids)
Source: RefSeq, a predicted model, not a curated record